AACGUGUGAACUUGUUAUCGUGCGUUCAUUGUAAACUGGUUGUUAUGAUAGUUUUUUUUUUAGCUCAUUCUUGUUUGGCGCGUCAGUGACUCGGCACUCCUACUUUCGUUUUCCCAUCUAGUUUCGUUUCUCUCUAAACCGACAGUGGAGUCUUUAUAUAGCCUACUGUUAAGCACAACAAUGUUGUCAAGAGCAAUGUUUCGCUUUGGACAGUUGUGUCCGCGCGUGUUUGGUGUCGAGUUUGAUUCGCGCACCGAACCGCUCUACUACACAUUGAGCUCUAGUCCCCAGGCUCUGCACCGGGAUCAUCAGAGGUUUUUUAACGAUUAUGGGAACCUCUACUCGCUAUACAUCCACUCCGAUAACCGGAUUCAGAAAGCGCAAACUCACGCAGAAAUAAAGAGCAAACUGUCUGAAAAAUUUGCACGAUUUUGCGAUGUCUUUGAGACAACUGCGUUUAUUCCGGAUGUUAAUGACAGCGUCGUUAAAGGAUUUUGCAUUCGUGAGAAAUCCACCACAGGCAUUUCGAAGGAAAUAUUAAAGACAUUUUAUCAGAAUGAAUCGGUAUGUUUGUUUUCAUACAAACGCGAGGGGCAGUACUGCUGGCAGGAGGCGUGGUCACAUGUCAAGCAAGCGGAGAAGGCGGAGAGACAGUACAUCAAGCCCGCAUCAUCACCGGUUUAUCAUCCAUCAACACUGGCCAUCAGGAACUCCGAUGUCUUUUAUUGUAUGGAUGAAGCCUAUAAGGUUCUCCAGGAGUGUAGCGACAUUUUACCCGAGUCAAAGGCCGUGCUGCAGAUAGUGGAUGAACAGGUGGAGUCCUGCAGAAAAGAUGGUUUUCCUGUCACUGUGAUCGAAGGACUGGAUGCUACAGGUAAAACUACCCUCACAGAAGCCCUGCGGGAAUCUCUGAAUGCCACAUUGCUGAAAUCUCCUCCCCAGUGCCUGGCUCCAUUCAGACAGCGCUUUGACUCAGAACCACCCCUCAUCCGCAGGGCCUUUUAUGCUCUGGGGAACUACAUCACUGCGGCUCAUGUGGGAAAAGAGUCCUUGAGAGCUCCUGUCAUAGUGGAUAGGUACUGGCACAGCACAGCAGCGUAUGCUAUAGCCACAGCUGUCAGUGGGAGGGUGGAAAACCUCCCUAGACCAGGCUCAGAACUCUACCAGUGGCCAGACGACCUACUCCGGCCAAACCUGGUGCUUCUACUUACUGUCAACCCUGAGGAAAGGCUGAGACGACUGAGGGACAGGGGACAGGACAAGACUAUUGAGGAGACGGAGCUUGAGGUCAACCAACUGUUCAGACUUAAGGUGGAGGAAGCUUACAAGAGAAUCCAGAAUCCUUCCUGCAUCAUCGUGGACGCGAGUCCCUCUCCACAACAAGUGCUACAACAAGUGCAACAGUUAAUCAGGAACAAUUGUCACUUGUAAACAACAAGGUCUUCAACAAGCAAUGCAAUUCCUCUACAAAACACUAGAUGGUAGUAUAAUGUUAUGAUUCAGCCUUGAUCCCACUGUAGGGUCUCAGUCAGCUGAGCCUGUUGAUUGAAAGAGAGGCUGGUGGCAAGCAGCCAGCAUAUAUUUUCGGGCUCGUAUCUGGACAUGUCAGAACAUAUUCCCUGUCCCACAGAGCUUUAGCAAUGAAAAACACGAGAGGAAAAGUUUUUGGGGGUGCCGUAGCUGGAUGUCAGCUCUCAUAGGUGGGGUGAAAGCAUUCUGAAUUAUUCCCACUGAAACACAGGAACUGAACUAAAGACGUUUGAGAAUUCAUCAAUCACCUCAAUUAGAUUUAAACACAAGAACUUAUUGUUGGUCAGCUCUCCGUUCACCCCUAUAGGACAUAGAAACAGGGGAGUUUAUGGGGAUAUUAAAAGCAAUAGAUCUGAUCUAGACAAUUUAAAGGUUGUUUGAUUUGUGGCUGUUUCUUUUGGACACGGACUCUGGUCAUUAAUUAAGAGUGACAUGUUUAGUUAAAGAAAUACUAUAAGUACAAUAUGCCAUUAUAUUCAAUUCAAGAGUUCUAAUACAUGAUUCUUUUUAUUGUACUGAAAUAGUUUAUUUAUACAAUUUUAAAUAUUGGUGUUAUUUAAUCAUCUAUAUCCACAAUGAGUUUUAUUUAAUCGGGUCAUUUAAAUAUUAAAAAAAUCUUUAAAUCUGAAAAUAAAUACAAUUAUAUUUCAUUGCUUCAGA
Molecule: messenger RNA, 2190 nt
Organism: Misgurnus anguillicaudatus (oriental weatherfish)
Lineage: Eukaryota; Metazoa; Chordata; Actinopteri; Cypriniformes; Cobitidae
Product: UMP-CMP kinase 2, mitochondrial
Biological process (GO): dTTP biosynthetic process; dTDP biosynthetic process; dUDP biosynthetic process
Cellular component (GO): mitochondrion; cytoplasm
Molecular function (GO): nucleoside diphosphate kinase activity; ATP binding; dTMP kinase activity
Source: RefSeq, a predicted model, not a curated record